AAUUCUCAACCUCUCUCUCUCUCUCUCUCUCUCUCUCCUCGACUUCUCGAUCGCAAGCGUUCAUGGAUUCCUGCAGCAAGUCAGCCCGCGAGUCGUCUUCCCCCUUCGACUCCCUCGUUUUCGACUUGGACGACACCCUGUACUCUUCCAAGACCGGAAUCGGCGAAGCUCUCAAGAAGAACAUCGACGAUUUCCUCGUGGAGAGAUGCGGAUUCGCGCCGGACAAGGCCUCGAGCCUCCGGGUCGAGCUCUUCAAAACUUACGGCAGCUCUCUCGCCGGCUUGCGAGCAUUGGGCUACGACGUCGACGCCGAUGAUUACCACAGUGUCGUGCACGGAAGAUUGCCGUACCACUUGAUCAAGCCUGACUCGCAGCUGCGCAAUCUCUUACGCAGCAUCCCUCAAAGGAAAAUCAUUUUCACGAAUUCGGACAGGAUACACGCGAUGAAGGCGUUGAAGAGGCUGGGACUAGAGGACUGCUUCGACCAGAUCGUGUGCUUUGAGACGAUGAACCCCGACCUCUCCCGGUCCGCUCGCCCCGACGAGUUCCCGGUGGUCCUGAAGCCAUCGCCGGAGGCCAUGAGGAUCACGCUUCGCGAGACCAGCGUCGACCCUUGUCGCACGCUGUUUCUUGACGACAAUGUCCGGAACAUUGCUGCGGGCAAAGCUGUGGGACUUCGUACCGUUCUGGUUGGGAAAACAGUGAAGACCAAGGAAGCCGACUACACGCUGGACGCCGUGAACAACCUGCCGAAAGCCGUCCCAGAAAUUUGGGUCGACCCCAACGACGACGGCGAUCAGAUCAUCAUCAGCAGCACCCGGAACGAGAUCGACUCCAUCCUCACGCCGGUUGGAGCAUGAGCCGUCCGCACCAACGCCUCGCCUUGCCUCGCCACCCCGCCCCCAUUCCCUCCAUGUUGUACAAAACCACGCAAUGUUCCCUCAAAAUGUGAAUACGUCAAUGUCAAUUAUGUAAAAGGAGAAGCAAAUGAAAAAAAGAAGUUAUCAUGUCCACGUCAGUCAAUAAUGCAACACGAACAUUAGCGAUGUCGUGAUGUUCGUGGUGUGGGUACGAAGGUUCGGCUUACUCUAACGUCGGACCAAUUCGAAAAGUUUCGGGUUGGCCUGUGAUUGCGUCUUUGAGCAACAACACAUUAAUCAAAUCGAAGGUUUGUUAUUCC
Molecule: messenger RNA, 1180 nt
Organism: Rhodamnia argentea
Lineage: Eukaryota; Viridiplantae; Streptophyta; Magnoliopsida; Myrtales; Myrtaceae
Exons: 9
Coding region: 63-860 (265 amino acids)
Source: RefSeq, a predicted model, not a curated record